ACAUUUUCAAAACAGUCUUCAUUUCACUUUACAUCAUAAAAAAUAAAAAAAUACUAAAUUUCUAACGUAAAUAAAUUAUGAUCGUUAAUUAAUCGGACGUUUUAUUUUAAUUUAAAUACGUUGUACUAAUUUGGUAGCACUUCCACUUUACAACUUUUGGCCGCACUUGCACUUGCAUGCAACCCACAAGUUCCACGCAAUUGGAUUGUAUUUAUUAAGUAUUUGCGGCUUUUGUUUUGACUACGUUCUGUUUGUACAAUCGGCGUUUUUUGAUUUAACACAAUCUUGGAAACAUGACCACAAAAAAGGAGACUUUAUUUGAAGUAGAGCGCAAUCAAAAACGCAAAUCAAAUGUUAUCUACAAAACGGACAAAGAAGCGACUGAGGAUGCUGUUGUCAAUGGUAGUAGUCCAAUGGACACAUUUCAACAACAGGCAUUAGAAAUACGUGAGCCCGGUCCCGAUUUCGAUCCAACAGUAACACCAAAGGACGGCGAUGAAUAUCUCAUGCAUAUGCUGUAUGAACGCAAAAAUUGUCCAGCCGUUAUGGUACGUGAGCCGAACAAGUGUAAGAAGAAUAGAACAGCAGCGGCACUAGCAGAGAAUUUUAAGGAUGAAGAUGAACCACUGAAAUCAAUUUCAUACGAUGGAAUACUGCCUACAAAAGAGUGGAAGGACUACCAAAUUAAGGACUUCGAAAGUACACGCGAAAAAAUAGUACUUUUACGUUUGGAGCUGCACAGACAACGUUAUGAUCAGACAUUAGAACCACCAUUAACAGCGGACCCUGUUGCAUGGCAUACAUUUUGUCACGAAAAUCCACCAUAUUUAAAAACAAUAUUACGCUUCAGUCAACGCACUCUGGAGCAGCUUUUGGAAUUCAUUUGCGACUGGCUGCGUGCGGGAGAAGAGAAAGUAAUUUUGGAAAAUAUCUCUACAGAUGAGGCAAUGCCGUCAACAUCAAGUGCUGCCUGCAAUGAAAAUUCGAAACCAGCUUUAUUAGAUCUCACCGAUACAAAUGCUUGGUUAGGUACGUGGCUAUAUGCUGCCUUAUCUUGUCUACAUAUACCCAUCGAACCGGAGGUGCAUAGCACUUUACGUGAUAUUGCGCGUGUUUGUAUACGUUUACGGGGACGGUUACCAGCUACAGCAACAGGUAAAGCGGUGCCAUUCAACUUAUUCAUACUCCUGAUUGCAAAGGCAUUUGGUCAAAUGGACUUCGCCGAAUUCGUUUGAUGAGCCAAGCUCCAUACGGAAACAAUAACAUAAGAAAGUACAAUGAAUAGUUAAAAAGUUAAAAAUAGAAAGUUGUUGCACUAACUCAAAAAGUGCAUCCAACACAGCAAACAAAAUCUAGAUUGCAGUUUUUAUAUAAGUGAAUAAAAACAAAUUUUCAAAACCACGA
Messenger RNA from Zeugodacus cucurbitae (melon fly), 1404 nucleotides. RefSeq names its product protein Gemin2 (gene Gem2). Gene Ontology annotation, cellular component: nucleus; SMN complex. The transcript is spliced from 3 exons. The record is from RefSeq and is a predicted model, not a curated record. Bases 294 to 1235 code for a protein of 313 amino acids. NCBI's taxonomy places the organism in Eukaryota, Metazoa, Arthropoda, Insecta, Diptera, Tephritidae. Gene Ontology annotation, biological process: spliceosomal snRNP assembly.